Molecule: messenger RNA, 426 nt
Organism: Saprolegnia parasitica CBS 223.65
Lineage: Eukaryota; Oomycota; Saprolegniomycetes; Saprolegniales; Saprolegniaceae
Exons: 4
Coding region: 1-426 (141 amino acids)
Source: RefSeq, a predicted model, not a curated record
AUGCAGCGACGCGUUGUGCUGGGGCUGCUCCUACUGGCGCUCGUGCGUGCGCAGACGCCGUCGUCGUCGUCGUCGUCGACGCCGCUCAUCGUCGGUCCUGGUCUCUUUGGUCUAAUACUCGUCUUUCUCUUCCUCUGCGGGUACUCGUCGGCGCAUCGCUGCGGCCUCUUCGUGCUGAUUGCCUCCAUUAUCGCAUCGACCGUCGUCUUCUUCCUCACAGUCAAGGUCACGGCGCCAGGCCAAGCGAGUGUGCACCGCCAGGAGUACAACAACAAGGGCGUGACGAGAGCGUUUGUGCGCGCCGUCUUGAUCGCGUCGGCCGUCGUCGCGCUGCUCUCCGUUUUUCUGACGCACGUCGUCUCGCCGCGCCACGCGCGACGGCUUGGCGAGUGGCUUCCCCAGCGCGCUCGGCCCCGUCAGUUCUGA